Messenger RNA from Caenorhabditis sp. 36 PRJEB53466, 9601 nucleotides. The record is from the annotation of a GenBank genome assembly. NCBI's taxonomy places the organism in Eukaryota, Metazoa, Nematoda, Chromadorea, Rhabditida, Rhabditidae.
AUGGAUACUAAGAGUAAUCGAGCAUCGUUACAAAGGUACACAACUGAAGGAGCGAAGAAUAGUCAAAUUUGUAUUUUGUUUCAGAACAUCAAUUAUCGCACUGCAAUCAAUUUUCGGUCUUGCCCUUGUUCUACUAUCAACUCAAAUGCACUUCAACAGACACUACUCCCCGUACGAUCUCGUUUUGGUCAUUCUGUGCAUUGUUAUAACGGCAAGACUCGCCGUUGUCAUCAUUGUUUGGACUAAUUGCGUUUAUCGAAUUGCCGAGAGAGUUCGUGAGAUUGGAAAGUUUUUGGAAAAGUGUAAUGGAAGAACAGAGUAUGAACACUUGGCAUUGCAAAUGAAGGUGGUGACACUAUAGGACAUAUUAGUCUCUGACAAGUGUUAUGUAUUUGCAGGACAUCAUUUUGUGUUUGGAUGUACUGAACAAAAAAGUAUCCACGAUCCUGCUGCUUAGUUUGAUGAUGACGGUAUAUUGUUUGAUGUUAAUACUAAAACGAAUGAUAUCAGCGACUACACUUGUUUUUCUAACAUCACCAUUUCUCCUACUGUAUCUAAUCUGCUCCUACGCAAAUGUCCAGGUACUCACGUGGAAAGAGGUUCAUGAAUUCAAGACACUUAUUUUCAGUUGGAAAAAUUGAAAAUUGCAUCUUUACGUCUGUUUGAUUUGCAAUUUAUCACUCCGGCGGUAAACUCGUUGGUUGGAAAUGAUCUAGGUUUUCGAAAAAAAUGAUCAGAAAUUGCAGGUUCACUACUUUUGGAUGGCUCGGAAAAUCGAAGAGUUACCAGCGGUGGAAGUCAAGUACCUGUUCGAGGCAACAUUCGGAAACCUAAUGAGAAUAAUAUUUUAUUGUUUUGUGGUUUUUAUCAGCUUUGAGCAUUGUAUCACUUCCGCUCUGCAAUGUAAAAGUUUUUGAUCUUCUGCUUCCGUACAAAAACAAUAAAUUGUCAUUUUGCUUUCAUAGUGUUCCAAUUCCUGCCCUGUUGCAGUAGGAAAGAAGCAGGCGAAAGUACAGGUUUACUGUUGAAUUGUGCUUGUGGGCGUAGCCAACCCUUUUGGAGAGGGAAGAGGAGCGUGAUAAGAACUGGAGCUCAUUUUCAUUCGGACGCGCACCGAGCACUCGGUUAUGCUCCGAUCACUGGGCAUCCUUUGCAUUCUGGGCGCUGCCCUGGCGGCCCCCGCACAACUUGCGAGCAAGGAUACCGAUCUCGUUACUGAUCUUCCCGGACUUACUUUCACUCCGAACUUCAAGCAAUAUUCCGGAUUUCUCGAUGGUUCUCAAGGAAAUCAUCUUCAUUACUGGUGAGCGACUUGUCUCAAAACUAAUUCAACUAGUAGUGCUCUCUAAAGUUGUUUCUCUUAUUGACAGCCUAUUGAUACCAUAAAGAUUCAAAUUCCUUAACACUUUUAAAGAGCAAAGAUACCGUAGUCUCCUUUUCAAUCCUGGGUGAUUCAUUUCCUCAAAAUUUUGUUUUUGGUGCUGUGCUGUACUGAUCAACAAUUGUAUUGUAUUGUCGUUUUUCAAUAUCCUUCAAGCCACAUUUUAUUGUAUUUCUGAUCAUAGUCGAGAAAACAAAUCCCUUUUUUGGUUUCCUACUUUUUCUGGACACCAAGUAGAGAGAGACAAGGGAACUUAGGGCUAUUAAAGAUGUAAUCGUGAUUUAAGACUCAAAUGAUAACAUCGACUGGCAUGAAAAGUACGAAUUUCACGAGAGGACGUCAAAAUUUGACAAAUAUCAGUCGGGUUAUCAUCAUAGGUUGGACGCCAUUGAUUCAUUAUCAUUACAUUUCGUCAGAAAUUCACUUUCUGAUGAAGGGCAGACUGGAAUACCAAUUGAGAAGAGAAAUGAUAAUGAAUUUGAAGGGUGUUUCGAUUUUAGGUUAGUAGAAGCUCAAUCCAACCCAAUCACUGCUCCGCUUGUACUUUGGCUCAACGGAGGACCGGGAUGCUCUUCUCUUCUCGGACUUCUCACCGAGAACGGACCAUUCAGAGUGAACAGCGACGGAGCUACUGUCAUUGAGAAUGUGAACUCGUGGAAUAAGGCUGCCAACAUUUUGUACUUGGAGUCGCCAAGAGACGUCGGAUUUUCGUACAGAGACACUCAGACUUAUGGAAACGACACCCUGUACAACGAUGACAAGACUGCCAUUGACAACGCUAUCGCUCUCCUUCAGUUCUUCCAAAGAUUCCCGGAAUACCAAGGACGCGACUUCUACAUCACAGGAGAAUCCUACGGAGGAGUCUACGUGCCCACUCUUUCCAAACUCGUCGUUCAGCUCAUCAAGAACAACACUGCUCCGUACAUCAGCCUCAAGGGAUUCGCCGUUGGAAACGGAGCUCUCAGCCGCAAACAUCUUACCAACUCCGGAAUCGAUCUUCUGUACUACAGAGGAAUGUUGGGAAAUGAGUAAGGUGUCGUUGUCCUUAUGCAGUCUAGUUAUUGAUUUUAGUCAAUGGGAGAACCUCCGUAAGUGCUGUCCGGAUAGUCCUCAGGGACCACUUGUUGACUGUGACUUCUCUCAGGUAGGUUCUAUGUCUAGUUCCAAGUUUAUUCGUUUUUUUUAAAGUUCGUUAUCUUCGACGAUUUCGGAAACCCAGCUCCGAGAAACGACACCAACGAUGCUCAGACUAUUGCUUGCGGAAAGAUGGUUGUCCAGCUGGGACUGAACUCUAUUUGGGAGACCUAGUACGAACAACUACUUGAGAAAUAUUAAUUCAAGUUGAUCAUUGCAGCAACGAUGUGUACAACACCUAUCAGGACUGCUACAACUUUGAUCCUUCCGUGUUCUCGAGCGUGGAAGAAAGACACUCAAAGAUCCACCAGCAGACCAUGAGAAAGAUCAUGAAGACUUCGCUCUCUACUAAUGGAGCUAACAGCGCCUACAACCUUUUCAGCACUGGAGUGAACCCGUUCAUUGAUCAGGGAGUAAGCAGAAACGAUCGUUUCAAUAGUUAGUGCAAACAAUAUUUUCAGUCUCUUAUCAACAAGCUGUCUACCGACGCUCUCAAUGGAUAUCCAUGCUACGUGGAUGCCUCGACCACCACCUACCUGACAAACGCAGAUGUGCGAAAUGCUCUGCACAUUCCAUCUUCUGUUCAGCCUUGGCAGGAAUGCAGUGACACCAUCAACGAGUUCCUUUACAUCCAACAGAAUGCUGACAUGACUCCGGUCUUCCAAUACCUCAUUGAUUCUGCUCACCCGCUGAAGGUUCUCAUCUACAACGGAGAUGUCGAUCUUGCUUGCAAUUACUUGGGAGAUCAGUGGUUCAUUGAGAGUCUGGCUACUUCUACUUACAACGUAAGAACAAAUAUGUAGUCCUGCUAGUGAGAUAUUGUGUUUUCAGAUGAACCUGACCAGAGCUCGUGAGCAGUGGAACUUCACCCGCCCAGGACCCGUUGAUUACAUUCCAACUCUUGCUGGAUACGUGAAGUCCUGGAGCUACAACCAGGUUACCAUUGACCUUUUGACUGUCAAGGUAAAAUCAAGACAAAAUUUUAAACUUUUCCUUCUUAUCGCAUCAAAAUUCAGGGAGCCGGACACAUGGUACCAAUGGACAGACCAGCCCCAUCCCUCCAACUCUUCUAUAACUACCUCUACAACAACAAUGGCUACAGUAACCAGAUUCCGUACGACCUGACCGCCGCUGCUCUUCGGUCGCAAUACACAGCCGCGCCUCAAAAGACCUGUGAGUUCUGCACGAGAGACACCAGACAACGAGACUUUUGCCCCGAUCACAAAACGCUAUCUCGAAAGAAUGACAAAAAAGAGUCGCAACAAUUCGUGUACAUCACUUACACGGAAAGGGCUUAUCAGUAAUAGCCGCAGCGAACCAAAAUGAGAUACUAAAAAUGAUAUGGUUGGAGCGUCAUCAUUGGUGAAAGUUUGAUUUCAGGGACUCGCAAGCAAGCCGACAGAGUUUACAAUCUUCCGGGAAUCACAUAUGGACUGAACUUCAAGCAGUACUCAGGAUACUUGAAUGGAGUCACCGGAAACUAUCUGCACUACUGGUUUGUCGAGUCACAAGGCAAUCCGACGACUGACCCGCUUGUUCUUUGGUUGACUGGAGGACCGGGAUGUUCUGGACUCAUGGCUAUGCUUACUGAAUUGGGACCAUUCCAUCCGAACCCUGAUGGCAAGACUCUCUUUGAGAAUGUCUACUCAUGGAACAAGGUCGCUAAUGUCCUCUUCCUCGAAUCGCCGCGUGGAGUCGGAUUCUCUGUGCAAGAUCCAAGUUUGAACAAUGACACCAUCUGGGACGACGAGAGAACUGCCACUGACACUUACCUCGCCCUCAAAGAUUUCCUCACAGUAUUCCCUGAAUACGUCAACCGUCCAUUCUUUGUCACUGGAGAAUCCUACGGUGGAGUCUACGUUCCAACCAUCACUUCCCUCCUCAUCGAUAAGAUUCAGGUAAGCUUGUUACAACCACACCAAAGUAUUUAGAUGCUCAAAAUAAAACUCUAAAAUAAAGUUUAUUUUUAGUCUGGAGAUUUCCCGCAGCUCAACCUUGUCGGUAUGUCGAUUGGAAACGGAGAACUUUCCGCCAUUCAGCAGUUCAACUCUGCCAUCCUGAUGGGAUACUUCCAUGGACUUUUCAGCAAGGAGUUAGACAAACACAUUCUCUUUUCACGUUUAUUUUCAUGGUUUCAGUGACUUCGACUCCCUGCAACCGUGCUGCAACCAGACUAAGACUAGCUCUCAAUGGUUUGAAUAUUGCAACUUUGCCCAGUACAUCAGCCUUGGAACCGAUGGAACCGCUAACCCGAUUGACAAUUCCUUCUGUGCAAACAAAGUCGCCGAUUUAGGACAGCAAAGAUUCUGGAACAGCUUGAACAACGUGUACAACAUUUAUCAGGACUGCUACGAACAAGCUGAAAGACCGUUCGGAUCCAGCAUGACCGUCAAGAAGCAAAAGCAGUACAUGCGAGGAUUCAUUGAUCAGGGAGCCAAGGUCUCCACCUCCUCUACUGAUAAUCAAGGAGGGCUCAUCUGCUAUGGAACUGCUCAAGCCGCCAAUUGGAUCAACCUUCCGGAUGUCCGCAGUGCUCUCCAUGUUUCGUCUGCCGCCGGAGCCUGGUCUGCUUGCAAGUGAGAUUGAAUUCCUGAAAAUACAGUUUGUUUGCAAUAAGAGUUUUUUUUCAGUGACACCAUCAACGCUGCUUACGUGCAACAACACAACGAUACCACUUCUGUCUUCCAGCACAUUUAUGAUUCUAAGUACCCGUUGCGCGUUCUCAUCUACAACGGAGAUGUCGACCAAGCAUGCAACUAUCUUGGAGACCAAUGGUUCAUCGAGGCUUUUGCCCUAAAGAACCAGAUCCCAGUUGCCAGUGCUCGUGCUGAUUGGAGAUACAUGACUCAAAUUGCUGGAUACACCAAGAAGUUCGACACUCAGAAUGGAUUCUCUAUUGACUUGAUGACCGUGAAGGGAGCUGGACAUUUGGUACCAACUGACCGACCGGGACCAGCUCUUCAGAUGAUUGCUAACUUCUUCCGUAACCAGGACUACAGUAACCCGACCGUUAUCGACACUAGCCUCCACCCACUUCUCAGCGCUUAUGUAAUCGCGGAGCAACUUGCCGCUUCCCUCAACCGCUCCACCACUGGAGUUGCCCACAAUGGAAACAGAGUUCACACCAAGGUCCAUAAGGUCAACCGGGCCAACAAGUUGAUGGAGAAGAAAACUGUCAAAACUCCAACUGAACUUGACGCUCCACCACCGCCACCAUCUCAAACCAAGGACCAAGAUGAAGUCACCAACCUUCCAGGAUUGACUUUCACCCCGAACUUCAAGCAAUACUCUGGUUACUUAAACGCAUCCGCUGGAAACUAUCUUCAUUACUGGCUUGUCGAGUCGCAGCUCAAUGCGACCUACGAUCCGUUGAUUCUUUGGCUUAACGGUGGUCCGGGAUGUUCGUCGCUUGGAGGAUUCUUGGAGGAGCUCGGACCAUUCCAUGUCAACGCUGAUGGCCAGACUCUCUUCGAAAACCAAUUCUCGUGGAACAAAGCCGGAAACGUGUUGUUCUUGGAAGCACCAAGAGAUGUCGGAUACUCAUACCGCAGUAACGAAUACCCGGCUGAUCCAAUGUACAACGAUACUUACGUAAAGGAUUCCCUAAUUAAUUUUCAUUAUUUCAACUGUUUCAGACCGCUUCUGACACUGUUCUCGCUUUGACCAACUUCUUCAACAAGUUCCCAGAGUACCAGAACCGUCCGUUCUACAUCACUGGAGAGUCCUACGGUGGAGUUUACGUUCCAACUCUCACUCGCGCUCUCAUCAACGCUAUUCAGGUAUGUAAACACAAAAAUAGACAUAAAUUAAGAAAAGUUGUUUCGUUCCAGGGAGGAACUAUCCAGAACGUUACCCUGGCCGGAGUUGCCAUCGGAAACGGCGAACUUUCUGCCAUUCAACAAGUGAACUCUGCCGUGUCCCUUCUUUACUUCCGAGGAGAACAUGACAAAUCGUGAGAUCGACUUCAUAAAACUUAAAUUAAGUGUAGUCUUUCAGUGACUGGGACGCACUUGCCAAAUGCUGUGAUACUUCGGUGCCACAGGCAUAUUGCGAUUUCACCCAAUACAUCACAAUUGACACAUCUGGAAACGUCUGGCCAAAGGUGAAUGACAAUUCGCUCGCUGGACAGUGCGGACAACUUGUGCAACAGCAAGGAUUCCUCGACGUCUGGACCACUGAGUAAGUUUUGGUCUAUAACUGAACUCAUAAAACUCCCAUUUUUCUAGCAAUGAUGUGUACAACACUUUCGCCGACUGCUAUGACACUCCAGGUGCUGGAGACUCAAAGCUGAACGAGCUGGCUAAGGGAAUCAGAAGAGUUCAGAACAGACGUUCGAAGAGAGAGGUCUCCCCACUUCUUCCCAACACUUUGUUUGUCGAUCAAGCCAAGAAGAUCAACUACAAGUCGACUGAUGCUAACCAAGGAUUCACUUGUUUCUCCGGAGCUUCUGCUGAGGCCUACAUGAACAUUCCCGAAGUCCGUACGGCCCUUCACAUCCCAACUGCACUUCCAUACUGGACUGAUUGUAAUUAUGACAUGAACGAGAACUACAUUCAACAGCACAACGACACCAGUUCCGUUUUCGUCGACAUUCUUAACUCUGGAUAUCCACUGAGAUUCUUGAUCUACAACGGAGACGUUGACAUGGCUUGCCAAUUCCUCGGAGAUCAGUGGUUCAUUGAGAAGCUCGCCAAGGACAACAACAUGGCCGUCACUCAACCACACGGACCAUGGAACUAUACCCAGGGACAGUUCUUGCCGCGUGUUGGAGGAUACUGGAAGCAGUUCACUUACACCAACCAAAACUCGAACACCAAAGUCACUUUUGAUCAGCUCACUGUCAAGGGCGCAGGACACUUUGUCCCACAAGACCGUGCCGGACCGUCUCUUCAGAUGAUCUACAACUUUGUCAACAGUCUCGACUACAACCGCAACUUGACUCUCGAUUACUCUCGCAAGACCCUUCUGCCACAAUACCAGCCGGCCCCAGUGACUGUUUCUCGCAGAAAGGCCGAUCACAUCUCCGUGCUGCCAGGAGCUACUUGGAAUGUCAACUUCAUGCAGCAUUCUGGAUACCUUCAGGCCACCGCCGGAAACAAACUCUUCUAUUGGUUCGUCGAAUCUCAAUCUGGAAACGACGGUGAUCCAAUCAUUCUCUGGCUGCAAGGAGGACCAGGAUGCGCUUCCACCGGAGGACUUCUCGGAGAAAUCGGACCAUUCUACGUCAACCCAGAUGGAGAGACCCUCUUCGAAAACGUGUACUCUUGGAACAAGGCCGCUCACAUUUUGGUAAUUGACUCGCCAAGAUCUGUUGGAUUCUCGUACCAGGACACCAAUGUGAACAACGACACUUUCUGGGAUGAUGAUAAGACUGCUAAUGAUACCUACACCGCUCUUGAAGACUUCUUUGCUGCCUACACCCCGCAUAGAAACAGCGAGCUUUACAUCAUCGGAGAAUCAUAUGCCGGAGUUUAUGUGCCAACCCUCACCAAGCUUCUUAUCCAGCAGAUUCAGGCAAGUAUAAUGAAAAAAAUAUGUUUAGUUAAACGUUUUUAGAGCGGGCAAUCGAACAUCAAAUUCCGCGGUAUUGGAAUCGGAAACGGAAUGGUCAGUGCUGUCAAUGACGUCAGAACUCUUCCGGACUUCCUCUACUUCCACGGAAUUUACGACAAGCCACAAUGGGAGAAGCUCCGUGCUUGCUGCCCGUCUUCGGAUGCCUCCUACGAUUGCAACUACGACUACUACAUCACCAUCGACGCCGGAGUCAACGUCAUCGCCAAGUCGUUCCCAGACAACCAGACUCUCCAGGAUUGCGCGUAUCUUGUGGAGAACUUGUCUUACGACAGAAGUUGGAAGGCUCUUUAUGAUCAGUACAAUUUGUACCAAGACUGUUACGCCGACCCGAAGAGCACUCCGUAUCCGUUCAAGAACGAGAAAAUCUCGAGACUCGAACUGGAGCGCAGACUCAAAUCGUACAUUCCACAGUCUACGACCAAGGUAAGAAGAAAAUUCGAUAUCAGAGUAACUUGUGAAUGUUCAGACCGCUCCACAGGAUCCACUAUCCACCGACGCUACUGGAGGAUACUCUUGCUGGAACGAGUACGCCAUCAACAACUAUCUCGGUCUCUCUCAUGUUCGCGAUGCUCUGCACAUUCCGGACUUCGUUCAGAGAUGGAGUUUCUGCACGUCAGUUCAACAAUAUAAAGAGAAAGUGCUUUUUUUUCAUUUUCAGCGGAAUCAACUACUCCAACUUGUACAAUGACACCACUCAAGUCUUCACUGAUAUCUUGAACAGUGGAUAUGACCUCAAGUACGAAUCGGAAACUGGAAUUGUUUGACAGAAAAAAAGCAAUAUAAAUUUCAGGGUGCUCAUUUACAACGGAGAUGUCGACUCUGUUUGCUCAAUGUUCGAGGCCUUGUCUACCAUCAACAACUUUGCCAUCAACCAGCAAUUCGUAAGAAAAGAGUAGUAUCCCAACAACUAUGUACUUGUUUUUCUAGGUGCACAACCAACCGAGAUCGUCUUGGAUGUACGGAGGACAAAUCGGAGGAUACGUUGAGAAGUUCCAGAAGGGCAACAUGACAAUCGACCUCAUGACCAUCAAGGGAGCCGGUCACAUGGCGCCAACUGACCGUCCAGGACCAGUGCUCCAGAUGGUCAACAAUUUCGUUCACGGACAAGGAAACUACAACACGACGAUCAGCGUGAGCAUGCUCCGCCAACCACUUCUCGCUCAGUACACUGUAAGUUUUUGGAAAAAGUAGAGAAAGACACAGUACAACUUUUUACAGGAGCAAGGAUCCGGAGUAGUAACAAGUGCUCCAGUUACUGGCGCUCCGAACACAAAUGGUCCAUUCACCGACGCUCCGCUCACCAACGCUCCAGGACAAACCACGGUCACUACUGCUUCACCACAGACUCAGGCCCCAGUAGUCACAUCUACUGGUGGUACCAACCCGGCCAAUGCAUCCACCCCAACCGCCGCCGUCUCUUCGACCACUGUUUCCACCACCACUCAAUCCGCCACAUUUGUCUCGUUUACCUUCUCGGUGUUCGUGGUCUCUCUUGUCAAACUUUUAUUGUAA